UGUCCAGUUGCCUACUCCUUUGACCAACUCCGGCGGCUCCGUACGUCGCAACCGCACGCUACCCCGCAGAGACGCCGAGAUGGGACGGCCGGCGCGCUCACGAUCUCCGGCGGCCGUGCCUCCGACGGCGGUCACAGACCACGGGGCCACCAAGAUCUCCUUCCGCUCCCGCAAGAUCGUCAAGGCACCGCCCGCGAAACCUCUCACCACGACCGCCGUGCCACCACUGGCUCCGGCGCUGCCCGCGCUGUCCUUCCUGGGCGAGCUCGCGGCGGCGCUGCGCCACCUCCACUCCGCCGACCCUCUCCUCUCCGCUGUCAUCUCCUCCACCGAGGCCCCCACCUUCACCUCCUCCCCCUCCCUCCCCGCAUUCCACUCCCUCGCGCGCUCCAUCCUCUACCAGCAGCUCGCGCCCUCCGCUGCCGACGCCAUCUACGCUCGCUUCCUCAAGCUCCUCCCCUCUGCUUCCGCCGCCGCCUCCGACGCGGUCACCCCUGCCGCUGUACUCGCCCUCGCCGCCCCCGACCUUCGCGCCAUCGGCGUCUCCGGCCGCAAGGCCUCCUACCUGCACGACCUCGCCGGCAAGUUCGCCGCCGGGGAUCUCUCGGACUCCGCCGUCGCCGCGAUGGACGAGGCCGCUCUUCUCACGCAGCUCACCAGGGUGAAGGGCGUCGGCGAGUGGACGGUCCACAUGUUCAUGGUCUUCUCGCUGCACCGCCCCGACGUGCUGCCCUGCGGCGACCUCGGCGUGCGCAAGGGCGUGCGGGAGCUGUACAAGCUGAAGGCGCUGCCCAAGCCGGAGGAGAUGGCGGCAUUGUGCGAGCGGUGGAGGCCAUACAGGUCGGUCGGCGCAUGGUACAUGUGGCGCCUCAUGGAGAGCAAGGGCGCCGCGGCCAAGAAGAAGAAAGGCAGUGCGAGCUCGUAGCUAGGUAUGUCAGUAUCAUGUAUGUGAUGGUCUUCUGUAUUAUUGUCCUGAAGCUGUUAGAUUUAGAUGAUUCUGUGGUAGAUGCUUUCCCAGAUUACUGAAAUGUUGUGACACUGCGCAUGCUUAUUUCUACGGUCAUUGCAUAAUUGCAACUGGAAUCGAUCAAGUUCAGAAUCAAA
Phragmites australis (common reed) is the source of this 1104-nucleotide messenger RNA. Its product is annotated as alkylbase DNA glycosidase-like protein mag2. Gene Ontology annotation, molecular function: DNA-3-methyladenine glycosylase activity; DNA-7-methylguanine glycosylase activity; alkylated DNA binding. The transcript has a single exon. Lineage: Eukaryota; Viridiplantae; Streptophyta; Magnoliopsida; Poales; Poaceae. Bases 80 to 925 code for a protein of 281 amino acids. Gene Ontology annotation, cellular component: protein-DNA complex; nucleus. Gene Ontology annotation, biological process: base-excision repair, AP site formation; DNA alkylation repair; base-excision repair. The record is from RefSeq and is a predicted model, not a curated record.